Molecule: messenger RNA, 1322 nt
Organism: Phytophthora nicotianae INRA-310
Lineage: Eukaryota; Oomycota; Peronosporomycetes; Peronosporales; Peronosporaceae
Exons: 1
Coding region: 112-1044 (310 amino acids)
Molecular function (GO): methyltransferase activity
Source: RefSeq, a predicted model, not a curated record
GAAGUUGAAGCCAUCAUUUUUGGCCUAUCAAAUCGACCGUAAUUUACGACUUUGGUAUCAUUUUCAAAUUGGAGACCAAGUGACCAGACACCCAAGUCCUUAGGGAGAACAAUGGAAAAAGCCUUCACGAACGCCAAUUGGUCUGCACACGCCAAGGCGUACAGCUCCGUCUUCAGUACACUGACUGCUCGCUGGGCGGUGGAUUCACUGCAAAUUGCGCAUCAUGAGAUCCUGAAGAAGCUCCAGCAGCACGAGGCCAAGAGCGCCGGCACUCCGUUCCACUUCCUGGACGUCGGUUGUGGCCCUGGAGUGCUCAGCUUCGAGUUCGCACGUCGGUACCUCACUGCCCCGACGGAAAUCAGCAUCACCGCUUCGGAUUUAUCCGAAGGAAUGCUGCAGCAAUUGACUGACAAGCUAAAGGAAGACCCCACACUCAGUCCGUUCACCCCCAAGUUUACCACGUUGCAAUGCGACGGAAUGGUGCUGGAGGAAAUAGCCGACGGAUCAGUGGAUGCAAUCGGAUCCAACUUUGGCUUGGGAAUCUUCCCGAAUCGCACAAAAGGGUGGAAAACAGCGCAUCGGGUGUUAAAAGAGGACGGUCUGCUGAUCGUCACGACCUGGAGCGACAAGAGCUCGCAAAUGAUCUGGUUCGACAAGAUCACGGACAUGUUUAACGCCACGGAGGGCGAAGGAAAACCCUUGGAGCCUCCGUCGUUGGUUGCUGGUACGGACAAGAAGAGGAUCUUGAAGGAGCUACAAGAGGCCGGAUUCAAAGACGUCAAGACGUUCUCCACGACGCACACCAUUGUGUUUGACGACCCAAAGAUGAUGAUUCAAGCAAACAUGAACAACCCAUUUACUACCAAGUUCUUGGAGAGACUGACGAAGGAGCAAAUGGAGCAGACUCUGACCGAGUUGAUGGAGCAGGACGCGCAGGAGAACUUUUACCAAGAAGGAGCGAAGACGGAUAGUGCUGAUCCGUUUGCGGAUGGACAGCCACGUUUGAUUCCGUUUAUUGGAUUCACCGUAGUUGCACGCAAGUGAGUGGCCAGUGGUAUCUUACCAGGUGUUCAUCAAGAAGAUGACGCACUACCUACAUGUACGUUUAGUUUCUGAAAUGUGCUUAGUUAGCAACUAGCACUUGAUGAUACCCAUUUCUUGAAAGCAAUUUAGCGAUCACUAUGUCGUGAAGUUGCUUGUUACGCGUUCUUCUUCUUAUUUUUUACUAGUCGUAUGGUAGUGAGGAGCUCUACAGUUCAGAUUGUGCCGGUUUUCGGUGUUGUUUGUUCGAUGAAUAUGCCUCUUUCAACCUUUUCGUGGAG